ACAUGAUUAUUUUUAUCAUUCUUUUAAAAAUACACCAUCCUAACAUAAACCUUAUGAAUUCUGAACAAAAGACUGCCUCCCCAGGAAUUCAUUUGUUUGUGUUAAAUUGAUCACUCUUCAGGUGAUGAAUAUUACCAGUUAGCUUUAUUAGACUGGAUAAAUAGUAUGCCCCCAAAGCAUUUUUUGCCUGAUAACUAGGAUAGAGAAUUUUAAGGAAGGAGGAAACUGUCAAAAUAGUAAAACUUCCAUUAACCCUAGUGAUGAAACAUGUCUGUACACAUAGGUAAAAAUACAGUUGUUGGGAUGACAGGGAAAAGGUUUUAAAUCUAAACUGAACUAGCUGGAUUAUCUGCAUUAACAAAAUUUGGUACUCAAGUAACUGUCUAAGCAAUACUAUCUAUUGUAGUCUAGUUCUUUCAACUACAGCCUCAAGGAAAUUUUAGUAGAAAACCUUAUAAAUUCAAUAUUCUUAUGAAGAGUUCAAUUAUAAAUCCAACUUGGAAUAUUUUCUCAUUUUAUGACUCUUAUGUGUACUGUAAAUCUGGCCUAUAUCAUCUUUAAUAUAUGAAAAAAAACUUAGAAUUGCAUUAAGUCCCCAAGGAAGAAGUGCCUUUAAAAUUAAAAGGUUCCUUACUACAAAGAAAAGUAGUUACAUUAUUUCAGUAUAAAGCACCUUAUCCAAGGAUUAAUUCUCUGAAACCCUUUCACAACCUGAUUAGACAUGUCAGCAGGAAUUAACCUUGAGUGCUUCCUGCUGAGAUUGUACAUUAGGGCAAGAAAAGAUUUUCCAUUUCUGUUAUUUCAGUGAGAUUAUGAAAUCACCAUAAUAAUUUUUAGGUGUUUUGAUAUUGAUGAAGCAGUUUCUUUCAAAUUUAGAAAAAAUAUGAAAACUAUAAAAUCUAAUUAUUUAAACCCAAUUAUAUUUAACUUUUUGGUAAAUUGACCUAACCAUAAAAUCCUUAAAUGGUUUAAAGUUUGUCAUUCAAUAUAAAAAACUCAUUAAUUGCAUAGUUGUUUGAUAACCUAUUUGGUGCUAUAGAAAGUAAGACAAAACGAAGUUGACUCUUGCCUUGAGAUCUGCGUGACCUAAGACAAUGGUAACAGAGACUUUAAUGACAUACAGCAUAUUUAAUGAAUUCAUAGACCAUGUUUGUGAUGCUUAAUAACGUCAACUUGGACUGAAGCAUGCAAAGUAUUGAUUCUGGGUGUGUCUGUGAGAGAGUUGCCAAAGGAGAUUAACAUUUGAGUCAGUGGGCUGGGGAAGGCAGACCCACCCUUAAUCUGAGUAGGUACCAUCUAAUCAGGUGCCAGCAAAUAUAAAGCAGGCAGAAAAACAUGAAAAGGCUAGACUGGCCUAGCCUCCCAGCCUACGUAUUUCUCCUGUGCUGGAUGCUUCCUGCCCUUGAACAUCAGACUCCAGGUUCUUCAGCUUUGGGAUUCAGACUGGCUUUCCAUGCUUCUCAGCUUGGAGAUGGCCUACUGUAGGACCUUGUGAUCAUGUGAGUUAAUACUUAAACCCCACUAUGUGUGUGUAUGAUAUAUAUAUAUAUAUAUCAUAGAGAGACAGAGAGAGAUCAGUUCUGUCCCUCUAGAGAACACUAAUACAAUGUUGUUGUGUUCAUCUUAAUAAUUUCAAAGCACUUGUCAAAAAUUUAAUGCUAACUGAUAGAAAUAACCUACAAGAAAUCUAAUGAGGCCUACUUACCCAGGGAUAAGUGAUUCACCUGACAAUAGGUGUCAUAAGUCUUAACUCUCAUUUUAUUAGUCCUAUCCAGAGACCACAUUUUCUGUUUUAGCAAUACUUAGGUGCACAUCUCAGCAAACACAAAUCAAUUGGACAAUUUAAACUAGCACUAUCCAACCAUAAUGAACUCUUGUUGAAAAAUAGUCUGUCCCUAGUUGUAUAUUGUAGUGAGAAGAGAUUCCAAUCUUCAUGUCAGAAUGGCACCUAUAUGAGUCAAAAUGUCUAAAUGAAAUAAUUUACAUGGAGCAAAGUCAAAUACUUACGUUUUAUUUUUAAAUUAUCCUCUAUUUGCAAUUAUACUUUAAAGUGUAUCCCCUUCUCUAUCCUCUUAUGAGGACUGGACAGCCUCCACAGAGAUGGCUGGACAAAGCAAGGGUAAACUUAGGUAAGACACCAUUUCUCGUUACUCUGAAAUCCCUACAAAUGUGGUUAUUCCAGAGGACACUGGGCAAUGACUGACAGGGUUUAGCAUCCUACCUGAGGGGAAACUGCCAAUCCCAGCUGUAAAAUGAACAAAUAUCCAGUUAUUAUUAUUUUUUAGCCAUCUUACAACUUAGCUAAUAUAACAGGAUUUACAGCCAAUUGUACAUGAAAGUUUAAUUCGGUGUCAGAUAAAGCAUAUCUUUGAUGCAGAAAUAAUAAAGCAUUAGGCCUUAUCUGGUUAAAAGGUUUUUGCCAUUCAUUCAUUCAUUCAAACCUAUGCUUAUUGAAUACUGACUAAGUGCCAGGGGCUUAUUAAGAGACAUUUAAAUAAGAUGGGAUCUUUGACUAUUACAGGUUUCAGCCUAGGGCUAAAUUAGGAGAAGAUAACAAGGUAUUCAAAUAAAUGUAACUAAGAGUAAUGGUUGUGUGUCUGUGUGUGUGUGUGUCCUCGAAGUUGCAUCUCUAGGGUGGAACAGCUAUAAAAUUUUGAUCACGAUAUCCAUUUUGCAGGGCUUUUGCAGUGAGCGCUCUUAUACCUGUGCUAUAUAUUAAAUAACUAUAAUUUCUCAUCUUUCUGUUCCCACUUCCCUUGGUGGUUUGCAUAUUUAACUCAAUAAGCAUCUACUGAAAUGAACUGAUUUGUUGAUGUAAGUAUGCUCAGUAUGGUCUUGCUCUUGGUAUAUGUUUUUUGCCUUUUUGAUGCUUUAGAAGGCUUUCAAAGCAAGCAGGGAACGUGAUGAGUAGAUGAGGGAAUUUUCAAACACAUUAUCUGAUUUAGGAUUCUACAUGAACUUGGUAUAUACUGUCAAUAAUCACUUAUUUAAAAUCAGAUUUUUAAAACUGGAAGCAACUCUUUGAUCAUCUAGUCCAUCUAGUCUACAUCCUUCCUUUUACAAAUGAAGCAUCCAAGAGCCAGAAGCUUUCAGACAUCCUGACUCAAUGUCCUGUAUUGAUUGCAUAGCCUCCUUUGUGCAGGUUACAGAUGCAUUUGACUUCACUUAAUCUAAGACAUUUAUUUUCCUUGAACUCUUGAUAGGUCUGCUGCUUUCCUCAAGGGAAUCCAACCUAGCUGGAUUUUAAUCUCUUUGAAUUGUGGCCUCAGCUAUAAAAGUUUUAGCUGAGGUUUUAAUGGCUGCACUUAAGUAAAUUUAACAGAUACACCAGGGGGUGUUCCAAUUACAUACACCAUUAAAGGGCUUUAUGUGAGGAUUUGAAAAAAUUACCAUUAAAAAGAAAGCAUAGUCCAUGUGCAGUAUAAUUUACCAGCAGGAAAGAUUUCAAUGUCCUGGAAAAGUUCCCUAUAAAAAGGAAGCUAGGAAAUUAGAAAAGUCACAGUACUCAACAUACUUCAAGGGGAUCGUGAAGGAUUUUUGCCUCUAAGAAGCUCUCUGCCUCUAAACAGGUAAAAGUCUUUGUAUUAUUUCUAGCACGAGUUUUUCUUUUUUAGAUUGCAUGCUAUUGUAUGUCUACAGGGCAUUUGACAGCCCAAGGGCUAGAUCCAGGUGUGACAGUAUCUAAUGAAGUUCUGUCCUUCACGGUCCUUGCCAUGAGAUCCAGCCUUUGGGGAAUCCCACAGCUUAUCGACCCGUAUUUGAUUUAAUCUUUAGCCUCUUUGCCAUCAAAUGAAAAUUAACCUGGAGACACAUUUCAUUAGAUAAUUUCAGGUCCACUUGGCUAGGAAGGCAUCUGGUCUGGGACUAACUACUUUGAACACUGUUGAGUCCUCUCUCCUACAGAUGGUCCAGCCAGCAGGUUAGGAAGACUGAAGGAUAAACAGAAAAAUGUCAUUAGUACCAUGGGGUAGCCAUUUAAUGUCAAGCAACUUUAUAUUAGCCAGAGAUUCCUAGUAGAAGCUACUUUUCUUAACAGAUGGCUCAGUUCCCGUUAUCUCAGCAAUGAGUUGAAGACCAAUCCACAGCAGGGGGAAUGUUAAGCCAAAAAUGGUGAAUUUGAUAAGGGAUGAAUUAUGGGGUUUGGAUAACCAAACAAUAAAAGUAUAGACUGUUUUAGCACUAAAACGUCCUGAACACGUGAGCUUAAAGUACUAAUUUUGUCCCCAGUGGCUAAGAAACUCAAGGCAAACCAGCAGGUGUUGCCUUGAGUUUCUGAGUUUCUUGAGACUGGGUUUCAGUGUCUGUGUGUAAAAAUGGUGACUGAGUUUCUUGAGACUUGAGUUUCAGUGUCUGUGUGUAAAAACGGUGACUCUGACUUCGUCCUCUGCAGGGUUAAUGAUAGAGAUGCUAGCCGUUUCACAGAAGAGGUCUUUAGUUUCUACUCAACCUUGUGGAUCUAAUUUGAUUGUGCAUUCAUGUGCCUUAGAAUGGAGCUGAUUCCAAAACUCCUAGCUGGCCUUACUCUGCUGACUGUGUGUGUGGCGGGCUGCUCCAGCCAGCACUGGUCCUAUGGACUGCGCCCUGGAGGAAAGAGAGAUGCUGAAAAUUUUAUUGAUUCUUUCCAAGAGAUAGUCAAAGAGGUUGGUCAACUGGAAGAAACCCAACACUUCGAAUGCACCGUGCACCAGCCACGUUUUCCCCUACGGGACCUGAAAGGAGCUCUGGAAAGUCUGAUUGAAGAGGAAACUGGGCAGAAGAAGAUUUAAAUCCACUGGGCCAGAAGGAGUCACCAUUACUAACGUGACUAAAGUAUAAUUCUGACAUUGACAGUUACAACCCACUAAAUACCUAUAAAUUGUCUUAAUUUCAGAAAUCCUUACACCAAGUCACACACAUUCCAUAAUAAAGUGCUGUGUUGUGAAUUAA
This is a messenger RNA of Callithrix jacchus (white-tufted-ear marmoset), 4926 nucleotides long. RefSeq names its product gonadotropin releasing hormone 1 (gene GNRH1). Gene Ontology annotation, molecular function: gonadotropin-releasing hormone receptor binding; gonadotropin hormone-releasing hormone activity. Lineage: Eukaryota; Metazoa; Chordata; Mammalia; Primates; Cebidae. Gene Ontology annotation, biological process: reproductive process; multicellular organism development. The record is from RefSeq and is a predicted model, not a curated record. Gene Ontology annotation, cellular component: extracellular region.